AUGGGAAAUACAACUAGUGUGGCGGGCAGGGAAUGUCUCGUCUCUGCUGUCGAAGGCAAUUCGGCGCUUUUGGCCUUUCCAGACGACCCUUUAUACCAAGUCACAGCUGUGCACCCCUACAACCUCAACUAUCCCGUCACUCCGAUAGCCGUCACGUAUCCCGAAACAUCAGAGCAGGUCGCUGCUAUCUUGAAAUGUGCGAGCGAGCAUGGCUACAAAGUCCAGGGUCGGAGUGGAGGGCACAAUUAUGCGAAUUUUGGGCUGGGAGGAGAUGACGGGGCUGUGGUCGUCGACGUUAAGAAUUUCCAGCAAUUCGACAUGGAUGAGAACACCCAUGUCGCAACCAUUGGCGCCGGUACCCGUCUCCGGGACAUCGAUACACGCCUGUACAACGCAGGUGGCCGAGCUAUGUCGCACGGAGUGUGUCCAGACCUGGGGGCCGGCGGUCACUUCACUAUCGGGGGAAGUGGACCCACAGCACGACAAUGGGGACUUGCCGUGGACCAUAUCCUCGAGGUGGAAAUGGUGUUAGCGGAUUCCCAGAUCGUGCGGGCGUCCGAGACUGAGAAUCCAGAUCUCUUCUUCGCCGUGCGGGGCGCCGCUGCGAGUUUUGGCAUCAUAACUGAGUUCAAAGUGAGCACGGAACCAGCGCAAGACCGUGCCGUCCAGUAUUCUUUCACCUUCAAUCUUGGUAGCACCGCUGAAAAGGCACAGUUGUUCAAAGAUUGGCAGGCCUUGAUCUCAGACCCUGACUUGACCCCUAAGCUCUAUUCCACGCUCACGGUGCUUCCGGAAUCCAUUCUUCUUACCGGGGUGUUCUUUGGAUCCAGGAAGGAGUACGAAGCUUUCGGUCUGGAGGAUCGCUUUCCAAUUCAGAACCCGGGAAAUGUGGUCGUUCUGACUAACUGGCUAGGAAUGGUAGGCAACGCAUUCCAGGGUCUCGUUCUCAACGUGGGGAAUAACUUGCCUAUGAGCUUCGUAGACCGAGGAACCGGAUUUACGCGCGAGACCCUGCUCUCAUCGUCCGGGGUUGACGAGCUCUUCGAGUACCUCCAUAAUGCCGACAAGGGCACCCCGGUCUGGUUUGUCACUUUUCUCCAGUCUGGCGGUGCGAUCAGCAAGACUCCUAAGGAUGCUACGGCGUAUCCACACCGCGAUGUGCUCAUUUGGAUGGAGAGUCUGGCUAGUACAUUGGUGUUUCCGGUUCCCCAGACACCUCGCGACUUCCUGGACGGCCUAAUGAACACUACCUCUCGGGUCCUGAGCAAACCGGUCGCUGAUUUGCCGGUGUAUCCGGGAUUCGUGGACCCGGAACUGCCGGAUCCUCAGCGUGCCUACUGGGGGGAUAAUCUGCCCCGGUUAGAACGUAUAAAGGCGGCGGUCGACCCGAAGGAUUUGUUUCAUAAUCCUCAGAGUGUGCGUGGAAGACAAUGA
Molecule: messenger RNA, 1434 nt
Organism: Aspergillus affinis
Lineage: Eukaryota; Fungi; Ascomycota; Eurotiomycetes; Eurotiales; Aspergillaceae
Product: FAD-binding oxidoreductase
Exons: 2
Coding region: 1-1434 (477 amino acids)
Molecular function (GO): FAD binding; oxidoreductase activity
Source: RefSeq, a predicted model, not a curated record